AUGAUCGUCCCCCGCUGGAAAUACAUUGGUAUCGCCGGUGCUACGGUCUUUAUUCUGCAUCUCCUCGCCUCCAUACACCCUACCUACCGUGCCAACACUACCCCCUUCAAGCUCAACCUCCUCCCGCAACCAGACUCGUGGUCCGGUGGGGCACCACCCGCAUCUGCUGUGGUCGACAGCGAGAUCCUGAAGGGAAAUGAUGCCGCUUUGGAGGGCAGGAGAAAGGCCAAUGCUGUCUUUGUUGUUCUCGCGCGAAACUCCGAUCUCUGGCCGUUCCUCGACUCUAUGCGACAGAUGGAGGACCGAUUCAACCACUGGGCCCGAUACGACUAUGUCUUUUUGAACGAAGAGGAAUUCACCGACGAGUUCAAGAGGUACACCCAAUCUAUGACCAAGGCCAACUGUUUCUACGGCAAGAUCGAGCCCGACCACUGGUACCAGCCCGACUGGAUCGACGAGGACAAAGCUACCAAGGCCCGAGAGGAGAUGAUCCGCAAAAAGGUCAUCUACGGUCACUCUGUUCCUUAUCGAAACAUGUGCCGAUUCAACUCUGGCUUUUUCUACCGUCAUCCCCUCCUUGCCAACUAUGACUACUAUUGGCGAAUUGAGCCCAGCGUCAAGUUCUUCUGUGACCUCGCCUAUGACCCCUUCCUUGUCAUGCAGGACGAAGGCAAGGUUUACGGCUUUACCAUCUCGCUCUUUGAGUACAUUGAGACUAUUCCUACCCUUUGGGAUGCCACCAAGGAAUUCAUUGCCAAGCACCCCGAGUACAUCCCCGAGGGUAACGGCAUGCAAUUCCUCAGUGACGACGGCGGCGAGACUUACAACAAGUGUCACUUCUGGUCCAACUUUGAGAUUGGAGACCUCAACUUUUGGCGAGGCCAAGCAUACUCUGAAUACUUUGAGCACCUCGACAAGAGGGGUGGAUUCUACUACGAGCGAUGGGGAGAUGCGCCUGUGCACUCUAUCGGUGCAGCUCUCUUUGCCAAGAAGGAACAGAUCCACUUCUUUGACGACAUUGGAUACAGGCAUGAGCCUUUCCAGCAUUGUCCCCAGGGCGAUGCGCACACCAGGGGUCACUGCUGGUGUGACCAGUCCAACAACUUUGACUGGGAGUGGUGA
Molecule: messenger RNA, 1122 nt
Organism: Cryptococcus amylolentus CBS 6039
Lineage: Eukaryota; Fungi; Basidiomycota; Tremellomycetes; Tremellales; Cryptococcaceae
Exons: 7
Coding region: 1-1122 (373 amino acids)
Biological process (GO): cell wall mannoprotein biosynthetic process; protein N-linked glycosylation
Cellular component (GO): membrane; Golgi apparatus
Molecular function (GO): alpha-1,2-mannosyltransferase activity
Source: RefSeq, a predicted model, not a curated record